ACCAACGACCAUCGUUUUGCAAUUGAAGGAGUUCAAGCAGCUGUUAAUGCCCCGUCGGACCGUUGUGAAUGCUUCGCUAUUGAUAUUGAAUCAUUGCAUUCAGCAUACACCAUGCUUCUUCCCCUCCCGUUUCUUCUACGAGCGUACUUUCUCCUCACUUCCUGCUCCGUACUGUUGGCGUACGUAACGCCAUCACUUCGUGCUUCGUUCAUACCCUACGGCAAGACCCUCACUUCAUCGGCAAAGAACAAGAGUGGAACUGGGAGUCAGGCCAGGGAGCAGAAGAAGGAUUCGUUAUUAGACUGGGCAGCCUCAUGGACCGUACCGAAAAAGUUCUUCAAGCAUUUCUACGUCCUCUCCACCUUCGUAUCCAUCGGGUGGGCAUGGGUCAUCAUCGAACGUCGAUGGAGGGAUGCCCCAAUUUCCCCUUGGCUAAGCACAUGGCGUACACAGUCCUCAUUAGAGGUCGCGUUGACUUGGGCUAUGAUGUUGAUACAAGGCGUGCGCAGGUUGUGUGAGUGCUUUUUCGUCGAGAGACCUACCCAAGCACGGAUGUGGAUUGGACAUUACGUCGUUGGACUUGGGUUUUACUCAGCGAUGUCCCUCGCCGUAUGGAUUGAAGGCGCUAGCAACGUCCUCGAUCCCAACUCUUCUUUCCAGAUAUCGCAGCUUGUCACGCCGAAGACCAUGUUGGCGGUUGCGCUGUUCAUCGGUGCGAGCGUGCGACAAUGCACCCUUCACGCCCACCUGGCCUCACUUCGACCCCCCACCUCUGCCGCCUCCAAGCCCGAGUACAAACUUCCUACACACCCAGCGUUUUUGAGAACUGUCGCUCCUCACUACACCGCCGAAAUCGGCAUCUAUGCCGCAAUGGUCCUCGCCAAUUCGGGGAGCAAUCUCACCCUAUGGUGUGCGCUGGUGUGGGUCGCCGUCAAUCUAAGCGUCAGCGCGACGAGUUCGAGAGAAUGGAUGAUUGAGAGGUUUGGUGAACGAGGGAGGAUACGCUGGGUCAUCAUGGCUGGCGUGUACUGA
Messenger RNA from Saitoella complicata NRRL Y-17804, 1032 nucleotides. RefSeq lists its product as uncharacterized. Bases 112 to 1032 code for a protein of 306 amino acids. The record is from RefSeq and is a predicted model, not a curated record. Lineage: Eukaryota; Fungi; Ascomycota; Saitoellomycetes; Saitoellales; Saitoellaceae. Gene Ontology annotation, molecular function: 3-oxo-5-alpha-steroid 4-dehydrogenase activity. The transcript has 2 exons. Gene Ontology annotation, cellular component: endoplasmic reticulum. Gene Ontology annotation, biological process: dolichol-linked oligosaccharide biosynthetic process; polyprenol catabolic process.